Messenger RNA from Vigna unguiculata (cowpea), 1215 nucleotides. RefSeq lists its product as uncharacterized. The record is from RefSeq and is a predicted model, not a curated record. Lineage: Eukaryota; Viridiplantae; Streptophyta; Magnoliopsida; Fabales; Fabaceae.
AUGGAGGACUUCUUGCGCCACAAGCCAGCUAAGUUCACUAGCAAGGCCUCCCCCGAUGAAGCGGAUGCAUGGCUCCGCAAGUGUGAGAAAAUCUUCAAAGUGAUGAACUGCGAAGAUGAAAAAAAACUGUUGUUCGCUGCUUACCUGCUGAAUGGGGAUGCUGAAUACUGGUGGGCAGGUAUGCAACAACAGAUGGAGAAUAGUGAAGAGCCAGUGUCUUGGGCCAACUUUAGAACUCGUUUCCUGGAGAAGUACUUUCCAGAUACGGCGAGACAGGACAGGGAGGCCGAAUUCCUAGCAUUACAGCAGGGAGACAUGACAGUGCAGGAGUAUGUGAAUAGAUUCAAGCACUUGGUGAGGUAUUCCUCACAGAACAUCACAGAAGAAUGGAAGUGUUUAAAGUUUGAGCGAGGACUCAGACUUGAGCUGAAGAGGGUGGUAACACCUUUGAGAGAGAGGAGAUUUCCUAUCUUGGUGGAACAGGCCAAGAGUGCUGAGGAUUUGGAGAAGGGCCCUGGUCCUAUUAUGAGCCGACAUCAGAAAAAUGUCGUGGAGGCUAGGCAGAUGAAAAAGCUGUACAACCGACCUCAGACAUCUCAGGGUCCCACUUGUUACCAGUGUGGCGGACCCCACUUGAAGAGGAAGUAUCCACAGUUGGCAGGCGGAGUAGGAGGGUCAGGCGAUCGUCGCAAGUGUUUUAUAUGCGACAAACCAGGACACUUCGCCAAUAAUUUCCUAGAGAAGAAGAGUCUUGGCACGAAGAAACCAGCAGCAUCGCCAGCAGAGCGAGCUAGGGCAGCGGGCAGAGGCUUUGCCCUGACCACCACUGAGGCUACACAGUCGGGUAAUCUUAUUCUUGAACUUUGUGUGUUGUUUGGUAAAGUAGUACUUGUGUUGUUCGAUUCUGGUGCAACCUAUUCCUUUAUUUCUAAUGUGUGUGUGAGGAGAUUGAAUUUGGUGGCACGCGAUUUGGGAUGUGAGUUGCUUGUUUCAACUCCCUCCUCAGGUCAAGUGGCUACCAGUUCAGUCUACGUUGGGUGUUCAGUGGAAGUGGCAGGUCACAGAUUCAAGGUGAACUUGGUGUGUUUGCCUUUGGAGGGACUGGAUGUAAUAUUGGGGAUGGAUUGGCUGUCUAACAAUCACGUCAUAAUUGAUUGUGGACGGCGUAGUUUGGUAUUCCCGGAACAUGAAGGAUUGGAGCUAAUCUCGGCUUAG